GGAAGGACUAUACAUUCGCGCCAGUCUGUCGCGAUGAUAACAAAUCGGCCACAAUAAGUUCGUAGUGAGGUGUUGUUGAAGCUAGUCGUACCCCUGCGCUAAUCUCGGGAGAUCUACCACCAUCGCCGCGCUAGGAAUCUGCAUGACGCUGACAACUAUUGCACACUUUCCUCCAGCUCCAGUUCACAUGUAUACUCUGCAAUUCAUAACAGGAGCUGAAUAUCAAAAUGGCAAAACCUCGAGUCAUAUAUUGGUUCCGAACCGAUUUGCGGCUGCGCGAUUCUCCUGCUCUGCAAGCUGCUCUGGACUUAAAUCCCGAGGCUUUCUGGCCGGUCUGGACUUGGGAUCCCCAUUACGUCUACAGAGCUAGAGUUGGAGUAAACAGAUGGCAAUUUCUAAUAGACUGUCAAAAUGAUGUUUCGAAGUCAAUCACUAAGAUCAACAAAAGGUCAAAACUGUUUCUUAUGCGAGAAGCUCCUCAAACACUUUUCCCAAAACUGUUCAAAGCAUGGAAGAUAACCCACUUAGUUUUCGAAAAGGACACUGAUGCAUACGCGCGAGAUCGAGAUACGGAGGUCAUGAAAAUAGCAAGAGAAGCUGGAGUCGAGGUUAUUGUCCGUUCAGGUCGUACACUUUGGGAUAGUGAUCAGUUGGUUGAGAAGAAUCAUGGCAAGCCGACAAUGAGCAUAAGCCAAGUUCAAGCUGCCGGACCCAAGAUUGGAAAUAUUCCACGACCCAUACCAGCUCCGAAAUCUAUACCUGAUCCUGGCGAAACCAACCUAGAUUUCGAGCAAGAGCAACCUGAGACUGCCCCAGACUUAAAUAGCGGAACGAGAAAGCAUGGAGAUAAGUCCUACGAGAAGAUAUCUGGACCAAACGGCGAUUUUAGCGUACCAACACUAGAAGAACUUGGAUUUCCAGCAUCCACAAGCCUUCAUAGAGGCGGAGAGAAAAUCGCCUUGGAAAUGCUAGACAAGAUCAUCGCUGACGAGAAAUACACCGCAACCUUCGAGAAGCCUAAUACAGCACCCACAGAUUUCGAACCUCAAGCCACGACCCUGCUCUCACCACACCUUCACUUCGGCAGUCUCAGCAUCCGAGAGUUCUACUGGCGCGUCCAAGACGUCGUGGACAACUACUCCGGGAAAGCCUCUCAACCCCCCGUCUCCCUCACAGGACAACUACUGUUCCGCGACAUGUAUUUCGGGGCCCAAGCCUCACUUGGCUACUCCUUCGGCCAGACUCUCUACAACUCCCACUGCAGGUUCAUCCCCUGGCACUUGCCCUCCAAAGUAGACCACGAAACCAAACUCGUCACAGGAGAAUACCACAUCGACUCCCCUCUCGCCGAGCAGUGGUUCCAGCGCUGGAAAUACGGCCGAACAGGCUUCCCCUGGAUCGACGCCCUAAUGCGCCAACUGCGUACCGAAGGUUGGAUCCACCAUCUCGGCCGGCACGCCGUAGCCUGUUUCCUGACUCGAGGCGGCUGCUACAUAAGCUGGGAACGCGGAGCAGAAGUUUUCGAAGAGUGGUUGUUGGACCAUGAAACUGCUUGUAAUGCAGGGAACUGGCAAUGGUUGAGCUGUACGGCUUUCUAUGCCCAAUUCUAUAGGUGUUAUAGUCCGGUUGCGUUCCCGCAGAAGUGGGAUAAGGAGGGGUUGUUUGUGAGGAGGUAUUGUCCUGAGUUGAAGGGGUUGGAUAAAAAGUAUAUAUAUGAGCCAUGGAAGGCGCCGAUUCAGGAUCAGAAGAAGGCGGGUGUGAGGAUACAAGGAGAUGGGGAAGAGGAACAAGAGGGAGUGUAUCCGAAACCUAUGUUUGACUUUGCGGAAAGAAGGACGAUUUGUCUUGAUGGAAUGAAAAAGGCAUACGGGGUCGGGCUGUAUGGUGAUGAUCCAAAGGUGAUCGAUGGGACUUGGAGAAAAUUGUUUGAUGAUGCCGCCGAGGGACCAACAGAAGGCAAUACCUUUGAAGACGCGAUGGCACAUGACGCUGACGAAGGCGAGAAAGUCAGAGAUGGCCUCGAAGGCGGAGAUGACAAUGAUGGAGCUAUUCAGGAGGAUGAAACCGGUGCUAAGGAGAAGGGAGGAGAAAUAAAAGGCGGCGAUGCUAAGAAAGGAAAGAAGAGAAAAGGAGGCCAGGGAACCCUGGAUGCUCAUGUGAAAAAGUCGAAGAAGUGAGAAUGUCCUUCCACUAGGCAGGUAUGAAGAAACAGAAGGGCAGUAGUAUCUACUACAAAUACAGAAAUCAACAAGCAAACGAGAUGAUCGUGAAUUGAUACUACAGACGAAAAAAUGAUGGACGCUGCCACUCCGGUCUGAUUCUACACCCAUCACCAAUCUAUUCCAGAUUACCCAAACGCCACUCGCAAUGAAUACCACCCGAUGCCUAAGCCUUGGCCUAUUCUAACAAGUAUCCUUGUUUAGUCAUCCCAUUCCUCAUCAAGCUGGUCAAUGAGACGAUUCUCAUCUUCAUUUCGACCAUUUCGACCACGGCCAUUGCUGCCACUGUUGACGUUCAAUGCGCUGUAGCCUCUUCUACUUGGCAUGAAGCGAGCACAUGACGAAGUAGCUAUGAUGAAGAUAUC
Mollisia scopiformis is the source of this 2584-nucleotide messenger RNA. Its product is annotated as Cryptochrome/photolyase FAD-binding domain-containing protein. The transcript has 2 exons. Gene Ontology annotation, cellular component: nucleus; cytoplasm. Gene Ontology annotation, molecular function: FAD binding; DNA binding. The record is from RefSeq and is a predicted model, not a curated record. The coding region runs from base 228 to 2177 and encodes 649 amino acids. NCBI's taxonomy places the organism in Eukaryota, Fungi, Ascomycota, Leotiomycetes, Helotiales, Mollisiaceae. Gene Ontology annotation, biological process: entrainment of circadian clock by photoperiod; circadian regulation of gene expression.